UGACACCGAUUGUUGGUUUUCGUAUAAAUAUUGGACCUUUUGGUGAUGCAAACGUCAGACACAACUCAGUGGUCGAAGUCAAAGAACUAAAUUCAAAAUGCGUGCCUUCAUUGUUAUGUGCUUGGUGGCAGUCGCCUGCGCCGAUAAGCUCGGCUACAACUACCAGCCCGUGGGCCACUCCAGCAGCGGCCUGUCCUUUGCUCCAGGCAGUGGUUCCAUCGGUGGUGGCUCCAUUGGAGGUGGCUCCAUUGGAGGUGGCUCCAUCGGAGGUGGCUCCAUCGGAGGUGGUUCCAUCGGAGGUGGCUCCCUCGGAGGCAGCAUCAGCAGCGGUGCCGGUCUUGGUGGUCUUGGAGGUCUUGGUGGUCUUAGCGGUGGCAGCAUCGGAGGUGGCGAAGCCCUGAGCGCCCCUGUCUCCUACAGCGCCCCAGCCCCCGCCGCCGAGCUUGAGAAGGAGUUCUUCACCUUCACCGCCAACGAACAGGACUUCGAUGAGCCCCAGCAGCUGGAGAAGGUCUCUUCCGCCCUGAACAAGGCCCUGCGCGUCGUCUUCAUCAAGGGACCCGAGAACCGUGGCCUGGAGAACGCCGCCCUGGCUCUUGCCAAGCAGGCUGCCCAGCAGGAGACCGCCAUCUAUGUCCUGAACAAGCAGGCUGACAUCGGUGAUCUGGCCAACAAGCUGAACGCUAUCCGCAGCAACAACAACAACAAGCCCGAGGUUCACUUCGUCAAGUACCGCACCCAGGAGGAUGCUGCUAACGCCCAGCGUGCCAUCCAGUCGCAGUACGACCAGUUGGGAGGAUCCUCUCAGGCCCACAACGGAGGUGUUGCCCCCGUCCUGAACUUCGCCUCUGCCGCCCCUGUGCGUCAGGCCGCCGCCCAGUCCCCCGACAACUCCUACCUGCCCUCUUCCGUCUUCCGCCGCGUCUAAGUUGCUCGUUUGACUCCUAGCCGAUUCAUAAACGCAGCGAUCUUUGACUGAUCUUAAAUCCUAGUUAUUGUUGACUAAUGCCUAAAUAAAUUCAAUUUUAAAUUUACGUAAAACCAA
Messenger RNA from Drosophila ananassae, 1045 nucleotides. Its product is annotated as keratin, type II cytoskeletal 1. The transcript has 2 exons. Lineage: Eukaryota; Metazoa; Arthropoda; Insecta; Diptera; Drosophilidae. Bases 98 to 928 code for a protein of 276 amino acids. The record is from RefSeq and is a predicted model, not a curated record.